Molecule: messenger RNA, 1400 nt
Organism: Cylicocyclus nassatus
Lineage: Eukaryota; Metazoa; Nematoda; Chromadorea; Rhabditida; Strongylidae
Source: the annotation of a GenBank genome assembly
GGACGAGUUUCACAUUGCUGGUAACCUACUCCACAAUGAGAUUCUGGAAGUAAUCUUCUAGAAAAUUCCUAAUUCCCCCAAAUUUCCUAAAAUUCAAUAACUUAAGUUAUUCGCUCUAGUCUACACUACCUAAAUCGCCGGCUACUUUCCAAGGUGGGUCUACGUAUGGAAACGUUCGUGAACAUUACCGAAUAUUUGCCGACGACAGAAGCAGCAGGAGUUCGUAUCACAGUGCAUUCAAUUUCUGAACAGCCUUUUCCGGAUACUUUGGGACACUCAGCACCUACUGGUUUCGUUAGUAGUUUCGGUAUCAAAAUGAAAUCAAUGACACGUCUUCCAGCACCUUAUGGUGAUUGCGUUAGCGAAGGGAAAGAUGCUGAUUUUAUUUUUGUGGAUAAACAGUACAGUACUGAGGGCUGCCAGCGUAGUUGUAUUCAGCGACAUUUAGCUAAAACGUGUGAAUGUGGUGAUCCACGCUUCCCACCGUAUAGAAACACUAAAAACUGCCCUGUGGAUGAUCCUGAUAAAAGAGAAUGCCUGAAGAAGCAAGUGCAGUAUGCCAUAAAAAAUUCAAAACAGAUUGGAUGCAAAUGCAGGCAACCGUGCAGCCAAGAUGUUUACUCGGUAUCCUAUUCGGCAUCUCGCUGGCCUGCUGUCGGAAAAGGCAUUACCUGCCCGAACGGAAUGGCGGAUAAUCAUUGUCUGAACUAUAAAAGGGAACAAGGCGCUAUGGUAGAGAUCUAUUUUGAGCAACUGAACUAUGAAUCAUUGCUGGAGAGUGAAGCUUACGGGUGGCCCAACCUCCUCUCAGACUUCGGUGGACAACUUGGCUUAUGGAUGGGUGUCAGUGUUAUCACAAUUAUGGAGGUCUGUAUUUUACUCAUGGACGUGACUGUUAGUUUGUUGGGUCUAACAACUGGACGGAAGCGCACCUAUUCGACAAAGAAGAAAAUGAUUUCUUCAAAUUUUCGAUAUAAGCCAAAACCGCCAAGCUGAAAAUCGUUCAUGAUAUUCAUGUAAAAAUUCAUAUGAUGGAACUUGAACGCAUUCAAAAUGCCUUGGAGAGCGGAUUCUUUACAUCAUAUUAGUUUUCUCUUGUUUUCACACCAAGAUUUAAUUCGAUAAGUCAUCAGUUCAACGGGAAAUGAGUAUGCUAAUUCAUUUUAUUGCUGUUGGUAUUAGUCUUUGAAGGUACCAUACAAAUUUGAGGUUAAUGAGAUUUUGCUGCAGUACAACAGCAAGGCGGUUAACCAAGUAUUGCCCACGUCUCGUUGCAAAUGGUUUAUCCCAAAGUAAAAAAUCGCUCCUCGAGGUGGAAGCUGCUGGGGUCGCCACGCCCACCAACAUGAUGAUUUGCAUGCGACAUCAGCAACAUCCACUUUCAGCAGCAAAUUUCUCGC